This is a messenger RNA of Suillus subaureus, 612 nucleotides long. RefSeq names its product flavoprotein-like protein. Gene Ontology annotation, molecular function: NAD(P)H dehydrogenase (quinone) activity; FMN binding. The transcript has 5 exons. The record is from RefSeq and is a predicted model, not a curated record. Bases 1 to 612 code for a protein of 203 amino acids. Lineage: Eukaryota; Fungi; Basidiomycota; Agaricomycetes; Boletales; Suillaceae.
AUGUCAUCUCCCAAAGUCGCAAUCAUCAUUUACUCCAUGUACGGUCAUAUCGUCAAGAUGGCUGAGUCUAUCAAGAGUGGUAUCGAGUCCGCUGGCGGCUCCACCGCCAUUUACCAGAUUGCUGAAACAUUGCCCGAGGAAGUCCUCGCAAAGAUGCAUGCUCCCGCAAAGCCAAGUUAUCCCAUCAUCACCCCAAGCGAACUUGCCGACUUUGACGCCUUUAUAUUCGGUAUUCCUACCCGUUAUGGCAAUUUCCCCGCUCAGUGGAAAGCUUUCUGGGACGGAACCGGUGGAUUAUGGGCCAGUGGUGCUUUGGCUGGCAAAUUCGCGGGUGUUUUCGUUUCUACAGGCACACCAGGCGGAGGACAGGAGGCUACUAUCAUCAACUCCCUCUCUACUCUUACUCACCACGGGAUUAUCUACGUGCCUAUGGGUUACAAAAACACAUUCAGACAACUCACUGACAUCAGCGAAGUUCGCGGUGGUUCUCCUUGGGGUUCUGGCACCUUCGCUGGACCCGACGGGUCACGCCAACCUUCAGCCCUUGAACUAGAACUCGCUACCCUUCAAGGCAAGGGCUUCUGGGACAUUGUUUCCAGGUACAAAUUUUAG